ACGUCUCCCAUUAUUAUAGUAUUCGUCCAAGUAUUCUCUGCCGUUGUCACCUCUUCUUCCUCACCAAACCACCAUUCGUAAUCAUAAUCGCCCUUUCACUCUCCCAAUAGGCACAGAAUUCCGCCGCUAGAUCGAAGUUCGGCCAAAUCAACGGCGAAGGAAAAAUGGCUCAGCUUACUCACCGCGCCGCCAACCUCCGUAAAACCCUAGCCGCAGCCAUUUCCGCCACGCGCCACCUCUCCACCGCCUCCACCGCCACAAUCACCGUGGAGACUUCCCUUCCAUUCACCGGCCACAACAUCGAUCCCCCAUCCCGCACCGUCGAGACCACCCCUCAGGAACUCCUCACCUUCUUCCGCGACAUGGCUCUGAUGCGCCGCAUGGAAAUCGCUGCAGAUUCGCUGUACAAGGCGAAACUGAUCCGCGGAUUCUGCCACCUCUACGACGGCCAGGAGGCUGUCGGCGUGGGAAUGGAGGCGGCGAUCAGAAGGGAUUGCAUAAUUACUGCGUAUCGCGAUCACUGUAUCUUCCUGGGCCGUGGAGGGACGCUCUACGAAGCGUUUGCCGAGCUUAUGGGGAGGAAAGACGGGUGUUCGAAGGGGAAAGGAGGUUCGAUGCAUUUUUAUAAGAAGGAAGGAGGGUUUUAUGGCGGACACGGGAUUGUUGGAGCACAGGUUCCGUUGGGGAUUGGGUUGGCUUUCGCUCAGAAGUAUAGCAAGGAUGAGAAUGUGACGUUUGCGAUGUACGGAGAUGGUGCUGCUAACCAGGGGCAGUUAUUUGAGGCGUUGAACAUGGCCGCGCUAUGGGAUCUGCCUGCCAUUUUGGUCUGCGAGAAUAAUCACUACGGAAUGGGUACUGCAGAAUGGAGGGCGGCAAAGAGCCCAGCUUACUACAAGCGAGGAGAUUAUGUUCCAGGGCUGAAGGUGGAUGGUAUGGAUGCCCUUGCUGUGAAACAAGCAUGCAAGUUCGCAAAGGAGCAUGCGCUGAAGAAUGGCCCAAUUAUACUCGAAAUGGAUACCUACAGGUAUCAUGGCCACUCCAUGUCUGACCCUGGAAGCACAUAUCGUACCCGUGACGAGAUUAGUGGCAUUAGACAGGAGCGUGAUCCAAUUGAAAGAAUCAGAAAGCUUAUACUAGCUCACGAUCUAGCCACUGAAAAGGAACUCAAGGAUACCGAGAAAGAGAUAAGAAAAGAGGUGGAUGAAGCCAUCGCAAAAGCUAAGGAGAGUCCCUUGCCCGAUCCUUCAGAUCUUUUCACUAAUGUAUAUGUCAAGGGCUUUGGAGUUGAGUCAUUUGGAGCAGACAGAAAAGAAUUGAGAGCUGUGCUUCCAUGAGAAGAAACCUUCGAUAAGCCAACACCCUCGUCGAUGGACUAACAUGCAAUAAAACGGGAAAAAGAACUCGAGACAAUAAAGAGUUGCUGUUUGAGAAUAUAUUUUUCGAUUUCGUGCUGAAAAUCUUCCUCAGUUUUGAUUGAUUUUUUUACAUAUCCUUUUUUUACUUUAACUUGUUUUCCUCACAUUGUGGAUAUUAGAGAGUUCUCUUUGCUGAUAUAUUAUUGGUGUUUGUUUGCCACAGUUGGUGGAUGUUAUUAUUAUUAGUAUUUGCUGCACAACUCUUAGAAACUGUGAAUCAUUUGUUGGUCACCCUGCAUUUGUCACCAGUUGAUAUAAAAUUUAUUUAUUACAUGAUUGGUGGA
This is a messenger RNA of Erythranthe guttata (spotted monkey flower), 1699 nucleotides long. Its product is annotated as pyruvate dehydrogenase E1 component subunit alpha, mitochondrial. The record is from RefSeq and is a predicted model, not a curated record. NCBI's taxonomy places the organism in Eukaryota, Viridiplantae, Streptophyta, Magnoliopsida, Lamiales, Phrymaceae. Gene Ontology annotation, cellular component: intracellular membrane-bounded organelle. Gene Ontology annotation, biological process: pyruvate decarboxylation to acetyl-CoA. Gene Ontology annotation, molecular function: pyruvate dehydrogenase (acetyl-transferring) activity.